This is a messenger RNA of Penicillium verrucosum, 348 nucleotides long. RefSeq lists its product as uncharacterized. The transcript has a single exon. Bases 1 to 348 code for a protein of 115 amino acids. The record is from RefSeq and is a predicted model, not a curated record. NCBI's taxonomy places the organism in Eukaryota, Fungi, Ascomycota, Eurotiomycetes, Eurotiales, Aspergillaceae.
AUGAGCUCAUUAAGCUCCUACGCUGCCGCGCAUCUCGACCCUCAAGGCGCCGGAGAUGCACGACCAACCGCCCUUCAAAUUAUCCAAGAUGAAGGUGCCGAAGGCAAGCUAGCCGGUAAGGUUAUUAUUAUCACUAGAGCUAUAUCAGGCAUUAGUGUCGAGACAGCUCGUGCCUUAUCGGCCACCGGGGCCACUCUGUUCCUUCUAGCCCGCAACCGAUCCAAGGCCGAGAAGAACCUCACCAGGAUUCUAGAACCCGGCCGCAUCUCGCUGAUCAACUUGGAUCUAGACUCCUUUACGAGUAUCCGUGCCGGAGCUAAAGAGAUCCUUACCACGUCUAAGGGCUAG